Molecule: messenger RNA, 4853 nt
Organism: Anopheles cruzii
Lineage: Eukaryota; Metazoa; Arthropoda; Insecta; Diptera; Culicidae
Gene: SCAP
Product: sterol regulatory element-binding protein cleavage-activating protein
Exons: 8
Coding region: 1-4587 (1528 amino acids)
Biological process (GO): SREBP signaling pathway
Cellular component (GO): Golgi membrane; endoplasmic reticulum membrane
Molecular function (GO): sterol binding; protein binding
Source: RefSeq, a predicted model, not a curated record
AUGACGGCAUACUCGAGUUUUGAAUCGUUGUAUCCUUCGUCGUCCCCGGCAACCGAAAACGGUGGGACGAAUACGGUUUCCGCGUCACAAACAAUGACAUCACAGCAACAUCAAGCCCACCAAACAACGCCCGUAAAGAAACAGGAUCAAAACUCUUCACAGCAUCGACAGCCGACUAUGCCCACCACCGGACCGAGAUCCAUUUCUCGGAAGCCGACGGCGUCGACCGGUACCGGCAGCAGCGCAGGGUCAGGCAGAAAGGGGACGGACCGAAAGAGCACCACCCCGACCACCCUGCCGUCGCGCGUGUCACAGAUGUACUACAAACACGGCCUGUUCCUGUCCAGCUACCCAACAACCGCCACCAGCAUUGCGCUUGCAAUCAUUCUCUUCUGUUGCUACCCGCUGCUGAACAUUCCCUUACCGGGGACGAUACCGACCAAAGUGAUUUUCCCGCACACGGAGAGUAUCAGCGAAAAUCUACACCUCAGCAACGCGAACCUUUCGACCGAGUUCUACAAUCCGUUCAGUUCGCUUUCCGGUGGCAACAUGUUCAACAUCUACAACAUCAGCAUCGAAACGCCCUUUGCCUGGGCCCGGAUCGAUCCGUUGCUGUACGUGCAGCAAAUUAUCAUGCGAACGAGUGUGGUCCCUUGGGAGGACGAUCUGCUGUUGACCGAUGCGUUCCGGGGCCCCCUCUACGAGGUGUUUAAACUAGUCGAGAUCAUUCGCAAUCAUGAGGACAAAAGCAAAAUUACGCUCAGCCAUUUGUGUUUGCACGUGGAAAACGUGAAACGAUCAUCGCCACAAACCCUGUUCCCGGAGUACAACUGUCUGGUGCUCUCACCGGCCAACCUUUGGCAGCAGAACAUCCAAAGCUUCAACAAGGACAACAAUCUGUUAAACACAAUUUUCGUCAAUCAUAAUUUACAAAAGUCCAAAGUAUCCACGGCGGAAAUGUUGUUCGGUAUACCGUUGCGCGAUACGGGUGUGAAGCGCUAUCCGAUGCGUGUCCGGCCUCGCACCAUCCAGUACGCGGUCACGCUUAUCCUGCGAGAGAACAAUCCUUCCUUCAUCGAAUCGUUGAGGCAGAAACUAAUCCGCACCUAUCCACUGCACCAGGCGGAAGUCGAGGCAGCGACCGACCUAGAGAACGGCGAGCCGGCAGAGAAAGUAAAGCCACCGUCACCAGCUACACCGCAAUCCAUCAUGUACAUGUUCUACCCGGGAGAGUUCAACUGGAAAGAAGUGUUGCCCCAGUGCAUGGCGUUCUGUGUGCUGUUCAGCUACGUCUACUUCUCGGUGCGCAAAAUCGAAGCCAUCCGUUCCCGGCUCAUGCUCGCUUCCUGCGCGGUGCUGACCGUCCUCGGGAGCCUCCUGAUGUCGCUCGGAUUGUGCUUUUUCUUCGGCCUCACCAUCAGCUUCCAGUCGAAGGGUGUCUAUCCGUAUCUGGUGAUACUGGUCGGGCUGGAAAACGUACUCGUCAUUACCAAGAGCGUGCUGACGACGGACUGCAAUCUCGACGUAAAAAUUCGGGUUGCGCAGGGCCUCAGCCGGGAGGGGUGGUCGAUCACGAAGAACCUCCUGACGGAGAUUACCAUCCUGACGGGCGGCCUGGCAACGUUUGUGCCGGUCAUUCAGGAGUUCUGCAUCUUCGCGAUCGUGGGCCUCGUGUCGGACUUUGUGCUGCAGAUGCUGUUCUUCGCCACCGUGCUGGCAAUCAAUAUUGAGCGCGUCGAGUACAGCACGGAGGUGCGCCGACUGCCGAAGAUGCUGUACUUCAACAAUGAACUGCGACGUGGUGGUGGUGGUGCCGCGGGUGCCUCACCGAUCGGUGCUGCCGGUUUGACACUGGAUAAGGUGCGCAAUGGAAGUGCCGGCGGCUCGAUGAACCGGUCACGAUCUCACCCGAAGCUCGCGGGACUGGAACAAACGGCGGUCGGGGUGGGACAUCAGAAAACGGCAGGCUUGAGCGGAACAACAAACAGUGGAAAAGAGCCAAAGAUUCCCAAACGGUUGCGAAUUGUCAAUUUCUGGGCCAGGACUCGGUUCUUCCAGCGUGGGUUCAUGAUCUGGAUGGUGCUGUGGAUUUCGAACAUCAUCUACAACACGGGACUGAUCGAGGAGCUGUUUGUGAUCGAUCGAAACCUAUCCGCGGGACACGAUCCGACGCCAUCGGCACCACUGGAGGGCAUGGGUGGUGUUUCGUUAUCGAACCGUUUUGAGCUCGACCUAGGACGGGAGCUCCCUGAAGAGUUUACGCCCCACACCUUAGAAACGGAUCGGCACAGCUACCAUCAUAAAGUGUCGGCAAGCGAGCGCCCCCUGAGUGGUGAGCGGGGAACGCUGAACGUCACCGAGCAGUUGAAUCGGCUCAAACACCCGGACUACGAGACGGUUUAUCUACUUUCCAACUUUCACUGGUCGUCGAUCCUGAAGCAGUACAACGUGUCACUCAGUGGCCGGUACGUGACCGUCUUGCCCGCGAUAAAGCUGUCCCAUGCUGUCAACCCGCCCACAGCGAUCGCGCUGCGCAAUGCCGACGAAAAAGAAGCUCCCCGCCACUUCCAGUGGAAAGCGCUGGCCGCAGCGCUGGAUCCGCUCGAUUUGAACGACAUUGAUCCGGGCGAUGAGCCGCCGGGCGGUGGUUCGAUUAGUAACGCACCGUUCUAUCCGAAAACGCCGAUGGAAAUCCUACUGGCCUGUAUGCUGCUCGCGGUCAGUACGUUCGUAGUGACGUACACGCUGGUGGUUCUGUAUCGGUGCGUGUGCACCCGAAACUACGCCGAAUGGCGCGCGAGCUGGUACGCGGAGAGCGUGGCCAACGGAGAAGGUGAUACAAAGGCGGAACAGUGUCUGCUGGAAGGUGUUCCGAUACAGGUGAACGGUCAUGCGCACCGCAUCGAGUGUCUCGUGACGGAUGGCAACAUGAUUGCGAGCUCGUGUCUGCAGGGUCAGGUCAAAGUUUGGGACAUCACUAACGGAGAGCUGAUGGCGGAGAUCGAUCGGUGGAAUUACUUCGAGAUGCAGCAACAGCGGGCAAGCUCGUCCUCACCGACCACAUCCGAGAACGGUGUGUUGCUGAAAGCCGACGGUGGCCGGGGAUCGAUAACGGGCAUUCAGGAAGCAUUCCCGGCCGCCAAUGGUGGCGAUUCGUUACCCCCUACGCCAACGUCCGGUUCACCUCCCAAAAGCGAUGCCAGCUGUAACCAGCAAAUUCUCUCCUCGUUUAAGUUGAAAAAGAAACUGCAUUUUAACUUUUCCAGUCUCCAGGACGAUGCUCCCUUGUCCGCUACGGCUCCACCCGAUCCGAAGCUGUUUGACUUUCGCGCACAAUACGAACGAUUUUUUACGCCCUGUCCACUGCCACCGCGAAGUGACAUUGUCACCGGCGGAAGUGGUAGUGAUUUGCGGCAUCGUUUCACCCGAAGCGGGCUGCGAGAAGCGGUGAGAACGGUGCCGGUUUCACCCGUCGGAGGAACGGAACACGAACACGGCGGUUCUCCGCGAUCGACUCCGCUCUCGAGCGAAUGUCCACAGCCACCGGGGUCGGCUAGUCCGCCGUCAUCGAAACACCAUCGCGUCUCACCGAUCUGGUGUUUGGACUUUUUGGACAAUCUCAUCGUGAUCGGUUGUGCCGAUGGGCGGCUAGAGUUCUGGGAAGGAACGACCGGUAGUUUUAAGUGCAUUUACGAGACAGAGAACACACACAACAAUGGCAUCACCGAGAUCAAGCUAUCCGGUGACCGAGUUAUAGCGGCUCGCUUGAGUGGUCGCAUAGACUUUUUCCGACUCGAAACGUACACCCAGGGACGCCAAAUUGAUUGGGGUUUUACGUCCACGUAUCGCCGAACCCACAUGCGGACAGGGUCGGCCGGAAGCUUGAGUUCAUUCCAGGCAGCAACUGGGCCCGGUCAGCACACAUCCUCGGACUCGGAAGAACUCCGGUGCAUCUUGGAGUUCCAGCAUCAGGGUCAUCAGCAGCCAUUGACGUGCCUGGAAGUGGCGGGAAACAUCGCCAUGACCGGCAGUCAGGAUCAUACCAUGAAGGUGUUUCAAAUCCACAACCAUCAGCUACUGUACACGCUGCACGGCCACUGCGGACCGAUCACCUGCAUGUUCAUCGACCAAUGGCAAUCCGGAAUGGCGGGCUCGGGCUCACAGGACGGGUUGCUGUGCGUUUGGGAGCUGACGACAGGUGCAUGUAUGUACAAAAUUCAGGCACAUGACGACUCAAUCGUCGCCCUCGCCGGGUCUCCCAGCUAUGUGAUAUCGCUCGGACUCGACGAGCGGAUACGAGUGUGGGAUAGGUUUCAGGUGCACCUACUAAGCACAAUCACCGUCAGUCACGCGUAUUCUGCGUUGGUCAUGCUGACCCCGUCACUUCUCGUGACCGGCAAGCCAGGGGCUCUCGUCGUGUGGGACGUUCGAAGUGGUGAAGUGGCGCGCGAAGUCAAGCUAGACUGCUCCAAUAUGCAGCUCUGUCCCACGGUCAUGCUCCCAGCGGGAGGUUCAGUGAUUUGUGAUUAUGGCAACCAAAUGCGUAUCGUUCGGUUCCCGCUGGUGGCUGCCGACAAAUGCGACUAAAUUGGUGCGACUUCCCCUUAUGCCCUAAUUUGUUUUUCUUAUGCUUUCUUACGCGCCGAAUGUUAGAUAGAACGAUCCAAAGCUGGUUUAUUAUCUGAUGAAAGUUCCAAAACUGGUAUGCGAUGUCCCGUGUACUACCCAGGCUGCGGCUCUCUAGACGAUCAAUGUUCCUUUCGGCAAUAGUUACGUCCGUCGUUAUGCUUCUGGCGCUGUUUGUUUUGUUGUUCAUACUGUUGAUAUUGCCAACAACUUGAGUGUAUUGUUGC